Molecule: messenger RNA, 3046 nt
Organism: Chaetura pelagica (chimney swift)
Lineage: Eukaryota; Metazoa; Chordata; Aves; Apodiformes; Apodidae
Product: rho GTPase-activating protein 39-like
Biological process (GO): signal transduction
Cellular component (GO): cytoskeleton; cytoplasm
Molecular function (GO): protein binding; GTPase activator activity
Source: RefSeq, a predicted model, not a curated record
GCUGGAAUGGGUGGAGAUCAUCGAGCCCCGCACCCGGGAGCGCAUGUACGCCAACCUGCUGACGGGGGAGUGCGUCUGGGACCCCCCGGCCGGCGUGCGCAUCAAGCGCACCAACGAGAACCAGUGGUGGGAGCUCUUCGACCCCAACACCUCCCGCUUCUACUACUACAAUGCCACCACCCAGAGGACCGUCUGGCACCGGCCCCAGAACUGCGACAUCAUCCCCUUGGCCAAGCUGCAAACCCUGAAGCAGAACACGGAGUCGCCCCGCGCCUCCGCGGAGAACAGCCCCGGGAGGAGCAGCAACGUCAGCAGGGAAGGAAGCACCAGCUCCUCCCUGGAGCAGGAGCUGGAGGGCACUGAGAAGGUGCAGGAGCAGAGGACGAGCUGCCAGGCAACCCAGUAUGCGGUGGUGAAAGAGGAGGUGGAGAGCUCGUCGCCCUCCGGAGUGUUUGAGAAGGAAUAUGACAUUUAUCGGGACUACAGCGCAGAAGGACAACUCCUCCACUACAGGGUGACCCAGUGCAAGUACAAGCGGAUCGGGUGCCCCUGGCAGGGCCCCUUCCACGAGCUGUCUGUGCACGAGGCCGAGUGCACCCACCCCACCAAGACAGGGAACGAGCUGAUGGAGAUUCUGGACGAGAUGGACCAAACCAGGAAAAAGGAAAUGCAGCUUUACAACAGCAUCUUCAGCCUCCUCAGCUUCGAGAAGAUCGGCUACACAGCCGCCUCCCCACAGAAGUCGCCCGUCAGGAAGCCUCACCCUUUCCUGCAGUCGCCCAAGCAGAGCCCCAACUCGCCCUACCAGCAGCUGGUGCUCACCAAGCAGAAGUGCCCCGACCGCUUCAUGAGCCUGGAGUACAGCCCCGCCGGCAAGGAGUACGUCAGGCAGCUGGUCUACGUGGAGCAGUCGGGCUCCAGCCCCAAGGCGAAGACGGGCCUGAGGCACAAAUACUCCCCCAACCCCGUCGGGGGUUCCUACUCGCUGCAGCACAGCCCCUGCCUGGUGCGGGACCAACGCCUGGACGUCAAAUCGGGCGACUACAGCAGCAUGGAGGGACCCGAGUUCUGCCCCGGCCCCGCGGGCAGCCAAGUGGCCCAGGGUGGGGAGGACUCCAUGUCGUGGUCCAGCCAGCAGGACACUUUGUCCUCCACCGGUUACUCGCCCUCCACCAGGAAGAGGAAAAGCCGGAAGCCUUCCCUGCCCCACAAGCCCAACGCCUCGCCCGCCGACGGCUCGGGGGACCUGGGGGGAGAGGGGGUGCUGGGCGAGGAACGAGGCGCCCCGGGAGCCAGCAGGUCCCCCCUGGGCAGGACGGACAGCAAGGAGGCUGAGGUGGGGAGGGGGUACCCCGAGCCUUUCCUGGCCCAAGCACGCCUGGCAUGGGAAGCCCAACAAGCCCAUUACCACAUGAAGCAACGGAGCAGUUGGGACUCCCAAAAGGAUGGGUCGGGCUACGAGAGCGACGGGGCCCUCCCCUUGCCCAUGCCGGGCCCCGUGGUGAGAGCUUUCAGUGAGGACGAGGCUUUGGCACAGCAGGAGAACAAGCACUGGAAGAGGAACACCUUUGAGAAGCUGGGCUUCCCCCAGAUCCUCCUGGAGAAGAGCGUGUCGGUGCAGACCAACCUGGCCUCCCCGGAGCCCUACCUACACCCGUCCCAGUCAGAGGACCUCGGUGCCUGCGCCCAGUUCGAGAGCAGCCGGCAGACCAGGAACAUGAUGCCCAGCGCCAGCUGCGUCUUCCCCACCUUCAACCUGCGGAAACCCUCCUCGGAGACGGACAUUGAGAACUGGGCCUCCAAGCACUUCAACAAGCACACCCAGGGGCUCUUCCGGAGGAAAGUGUCCAUUGCCAACAUGCUGGCCUGGAGCAGCGAGUCCAUCAAGAAACCCAUGAUCAUGACCAACGACCGCAACGUCAAGAAGGAGGCGUGUGAGAUCUUCAAACUGAUCCAGAUGUACAUGGGCGACCGGCGGGCCAAGACGGACCAGCUCAACGUGGCUUUGGAGAUUGCCACCAAAGGUUGGAGCAUGCAGGGCUUGAGGGACGAGCUCUACAUCCAACUGUGCCGCCAGACCACCGAGAACUUCCGUUACGAGAGCCUGGCCCGGGGCUGGGAGCUCAUGGCCAUUUGUUUGGCCUUUUUCCCACCCACUCCCAAAUUUCAUUCCUACCUUGAAGGCUACAUCUACAGGCACAUGGAUCCAGUGAACGACACGAAAGUGACGCGGCACAUUAAGGCCCUCCUGGAAAGGACCAAUCAGAAGAAGCCCAAAUUGCGCAAGAAGCCCAAGCCCCACCUUGAGGAGCACCAGGGGGUGGCCAUCAGCACCUACGCCAAGUACUGCUACAACAAGUUGCAGAAGGCGGCGCUGACGGGAGCCAAGAAGGGGCUGAAGAAGCCCAACAUCGAGGAGAUCCGUCACGCCAAGAACGCUGUCUUCAACCCCUCCAUGUUUGGCAGCUCCUUGCAGGACAUCGUGGCGCUGCAGAAGGAGCGAUACCCCGGGCAGCUGCCCUGGGGGCAGACCCGCCUCUCUGAGGAGGUCCUGGCCCUCAACGGGGACCAAACCGAGGGCAUCUUCAGGGUCCCAGGUGACAUCGACGAGGUGAACGCCCUGAAGCUGCAGGUGGACCAGUGGAAGAUCCCCACGGGGCUGGAGGAUCCCCACGUUCCCGCCUCCUUGCUGAAGCUGUGGUACCGGGAGCUGGAGGAACCCCUGAUCCCCCACGAGUUCUACGAGCAGUGCAUCACCCACUACGAGAACCCCGAGGCGGCCGUCGCCGUCGUCCACUCCCUGCCCAGGAUCAACAAGAUGGUGCUGUGCUACCUCAUCCGCUUCCUGCAGGUGUUCGUGCAGCCGGCCAACGUGGCGGUCACCAAGAUGGACGUCAACAACCUGGCCAUGGUGAUGGCCCCCAACUGCCUGCGCUGCCAGUCGGACGACCCGCGCGUCAUCUUCGAGAACACCCGCAAGGAGAUGUCCUUCAUCCGGGUGCUCAUCCAGCACCUGGACACCAGCUUCAUGGAGGGGGUCCUAUAG